Molecule: messenger RNA, 525 nt
Organism: Oikopleura dioica
Lineage: Eukaryota; Metazoa; Chordata; Appendicularia; Copelata; Oikopleuridae
Source: the annotation of a GenBank genome assembly
AUGCCUAGGUUGCGUCCUGCGCUUCACAAUCGACUAUGGACAGUCGAGGGUGACGAAGAGGAAUUCCAAAUCCCCGCGACCACUCUUUUAGCAAUAAUCAAGCGAAAGAAACUCAAAUAUAGCAACAAGCUAAUGAGAAAAAUUCAACUUGGUGCCGACUAUGAUGCUGCACCAAUUUUCAUCAACAAACGCGACUUUGUUUACAGCGGCUCGACGCCAAAUGACGAUCCUCACCUCAUGAUAAUGCGCAGAGAGCUAAGGGAAACAGCAGAAAUGCGCGCUCAAGAAUCUGAUUUUUUUAGUGACGACGACGAUGACGGCCAGUACAACGUAGACAAAAUGGAGUAUGAAGAAAAAUCUGCUCCAGAAUGCGUUCGAUACUCGUACAUGCCUGUCCAAGAUGUUCUAGAAGCUUUAGAUCCAAAACAUCCACUCAUUCCUCCAAAGCCGGUCAUGCACAACGCUGCCACUCAAACCGUUGAUGAUGAUGAUGAAGCUACCCCAAGAAAAAAACCCAAACUUUAA